GAUAUAUCGAUUUAUGUAUUUAAAGUAUCGAAUGUACGAAACAUUUCUUUCCGAUAAAAGCCUCAUAUUGUUUAACGUCAAGUAUGUUAGAUAUUUUAAGUCUAUCUAUUUUAAUCGUUUGCAAUCUUUGAUUUUAUAAAAAAAUACGAGAAUGUUGAUGCCAAAAAAGAAUCGUGUAGCAAUUUAUGAAUAUCUCUUUAAAGAAGGUGUUAUGGUUGCAAAAAAAGAUUAUCAUGCACCAAAACAUCCAGAGUUAGAAUGUAUUCCUAAUCUUCAAGUUAUUAAGGCUAUGCAGUCUUUAAAAUCUAAAGGAUUUGUUAAAGAACAAUUUGCUUGGAGACAUUUUUAUUGGUAUUUAACAAAUGAAGGCAUUGAAUAUUUACGUGGAUAUUUGCAUUUACCUCCUGAAAUUGUACCUUCCACACUUAAGAGACAAACAAGAUCAGAAACAACAAGGCCAAGACCUGCAGCAGGUGCAAGAAGUGAAGCAUCUAGACCUACAGAAGAUCGUGCUGGAUAUAGACGAGGUCCAGGAGGUCCAGCAGGUCCUGGUGAUAAAAAAGCUGAUGUUGGUGCCGGUACAGGAGAUGUUGAAUUUCGCGGUGGUUUUGGACGUGGUAAACCACAAUAAUAUUUUAAUGUAAAAUAAUAAAUAAAAUUAAUAAUAUA
Molecule: messenger RNA, 669 nt
Organism: Apis florea (little honeybee)
Lineage: Eukaryota; Metazoa; Arthropoda; Insecta; Hymenoptera; Apidae
Product: small ribosomal subunit protein eS10
Cellular component (GO): cytosolic small ribosomal subunit
Molecular function (GO): structural constituent of ribosome; RNA binding
Source: RefSeq, a predicted model, not a curated record